AUGGCUGAUACUGGUGUCCCACAAUCAGUCGAGGACGGCGGCAAGAUGUCCUCGCUCUCUCGUCGGGCCUGCUACAAGUGCGGCAACGUCGGCCACUAUGCCGAGGUCUGCUCCAGCAGCGAGCGUCUGUGCUACAACUGCAAGCAGCCAGGUCAUGAGAGCAAUAACUGCCCUCACCCACGCACGACCGAGACGAAGCAGUGUUAUCACUGCCAGGGACUCGGACAUGUGCAGGCUGACUGCCCGACCCUGCGCUUGAGCGGAGGAACUGGCGGCGGACGCUGCUACUCGUGUGGCCAGAUGGGUCACCUUGCUCGCAAUUGCCCGGCCCCAGGCACGGCACCGAUCGGACGCGGAGCAGGUGGACCCCCAAGAGGAGGCUAUGGCGGCGGGUUCCGUGGAGGGUACGCGGGUAACAACCGCGCUGCGACGUGCUACAAGUGCGGCGGACCCAACCACUUUGCUCGCGACUGCCAGGCUCAAGCCAUGAAGUGCUACGCCUGCGGCAAGCUCGGACACAUCAGCAGGGACUGCACUUCACCCAAUGGCGGCCCUCUGAACCAAGCAGGCAAGACAUGCUAUCGAUGCGGCGAGGCCGGCCACAUCAGCCGUGAGUGCCCACAAGCCCAAGUCGACGGCGCCGUGAACGGCGAGAUGGCGGCUGGCGUCCCACCGGAAGUGGUGGCCGACCCAUCGCUCGCACCGUCGGCGAUUGCGGCUUAA
Saxophila tyrrhenica is the source of this 723-nucleotide messenger RNA. RefSeq names its product gig suppressor (gene GIS2). NCBI's taxonomy places the organism in Eukaryota, Fungi, Ascomycota, Dothideomycetes, Mycosphaerellales, Extremaceae. Bases 1 to 723 code for a protein of 240 amino acids. Gene Ontology annotation, cellular component: cytoplasm. Gene Ontology annotation, molecular function: zinc ion binding; single-stranded RNA binding; translation regulator activity. The record is from RefSeq and is a predicted model, not a curated record. The transcript has 4 exons. Gene Ontology annotation, biological process: positive regulation of cytoplasmic translation.